Messenger RNA from Aspergillus tanneri, 966 nucleotides. Its product is annotated as glycoside hydrolase family 16 protein. The coding region runs from base 1 to 966 and encodes 321 amino acids. The record is from RefSeq and is a predicted model, not a curated record. Gene Ontology annotation, molecular function: hydrolase activity, hydrolyzing O-glycosyl compounds. Lineage: Eukaryota; Fungi; Ascomycota; Eurotiomycetes; Eurotiales; Aspergillaceae. The transcript has a single exon. Gene Ontology annotation, biological process: carbohydrate metabolic process.
AUGCAGUCAUUCAUUACGUUCCUGUGUUUAUUUCUGGGUUCUGCAGAAGCAGCAAAAGAGGCCCGCCAUCACCGCCUUAACAGCCGCUAUGACGGAGGGGAGCACAAUUCUGUGUUACCAAAACUUUCGAUUCCUCACUCGGUUCUUGAUAGUUAUCAGUUAACAUGGCAUGAAGAAUUCAAGCACAGACCGGGUCAUUAUCUACCAUCAUCUGAGAACUGGAUUUUCGACGUCGGAACCUCCUAUCCUGGCGGUGCACCGAAUUGGGGAAAUCAUGAAGUCGAGACAUACACAACGUCGCCAGCCAAUAUCCGCGUGACUCGAGAUGAUACCCUGACCAUCACUCCACGCAUAUCAUCCAACCGUACCUGGACAUCUUCGCGCAUUGAGACCCAACGCACCGAUUUCGCUGCUACACCUGGUGGCCGACUUUACAUCGAGGGCCGUUUGAAGACCGGCUCGGCUCCUACGUACAAGCAACAGGGGAUCUGGCCUGCAUUCUGGGCACUUGGGGCUGAUUUCCGCUCCAAUCAUACCGCCUGGCCCGCCGCUUCAGGAUGGGACCUUAUGGAAGUGGUCAAUGGCUUACCAAAGGUAUACAAUGCACUUCAUUGUGGGGUUGCGCCUGGUGGGCCAUGCAAUGAAUAUACCGGACUUGGAAAUGGUGGAGUGGGAUGGACUGGUGGCCAAUGGCAUACUGUUGGAUUUGAGGUUGAUCGAAGUGCAGGAGUGUGGUAUCGGGAGCAGUUGAAGUGGUAUCUUGAUGGGCAGCAGGUUUUUCGGAUUCCAGCGGCUAGGAUAAACAGCUCGGCGACCUGGGAAAAUAUUGCACACAAAGGCCAUUUCCUACUGCUUAAUGUGGCAGUAGGUGGAGAUUGGCCAGGUCAGCCCAACGCGACCACUGUUGGUGGUGAGGGUGUACAGCUGGAGGUAGACUAUAUUCGAGUGUGGAAUUAUUAUCAGUGA